This is a messenger RNA of Cynara cardunculus var. scolymus (artichoke), 3019 nucleotides long. RefSeq lists its product as uncharacterized. Lineage: Eukaryota; Viridiplantae; Streptophyta; Magnoliopsida; Asterales; Asteraceae. Bases 1817 to 2707 code for a protein of 296 amino acids. The record is from RefSeq and is a predicted model, not a curated record. The transcript has 4 exons.
AUAUGUAUUAUGUAAAAGUUGCUCCACUUUUUUCUAAUCAAGAUUUAAAUUGUGGAACAAACAAAUAUGGAAGUAGUGGUAUAGGCUAAAUAUGGUCACCAUGAGAAAUUUGGGAAGUUGGAUCAGUGAAGGCUCCCAAACUUGAACCACAUCAUCUCAUACUCUCCUAUCUAAAGCUAAUUUCUUAGAUAUGCACAAAUACCUUCAAUCCCUGUUGAGUAUUUUCCUUUAUGUUAGCCUUAGUCUCCCUAUACCUUUUCAUUGACGCAAUCUUUUGAAAACGAGUCUACUCUUUUUAUCGAAUGUAUCCAAAGGUUUGCUCUAGAGAUGGUAAAGAUAAUGGCAUAUCAAGACCGUCAGACAUGGCUUUACUUUUUACUUUUUUGAUCCAAGCCACCCCAACCUUAUUUGCACUAGUUCAUGAUCAUGUCAAUCGUCGUAUUUCAGUACAUCCAUCUUAACAUUUUGUAAUUUUUCUAAAUUCAACUUGUGACCUAGGAAGCAAAAGAAUGGGUUUGUGAUUUGUAUUGGGCAUGAGUUCUAUAAUUCCAAGAUAUGAAAAUAUGGAUGUGAUAUACACUUGCACUGCUGUAAAUAUGUAUAUACAGACACACACACACACACAUAUACUAAACAAAGCAGACAAAAUACCUUAACAAAAAAACGUCAUCAAAGUAUUUAAAUCCACACCAAAAUAUUUCAUCAACAUACAUGUGAUCAAACUCUAUUUGGGUAUAUCAUCCUAAAAGUUCAUAAACAACAAGCUUAGGAACACCAAGAAAAGCUGCGCAAUAAGCAAUUAGCAGACAAGACUAGACCCAAAGUAAAGAAGGUGUUACAUGAUAAAACAAGGACAUUAGGGGAGAAGUAGAGAACAAAAUGUCAAACUCUUUUUUCACUUUGAAGUAUUGGGAACUUUGAAACACUAAUGUAAAACGACAAAAGGUAAACCCCUUCCUAAAAACAAGCCAAACCAUAUCUCACCUGCACUCAAAUUAUUCAUUACAAUUUCAAUAAACAGGUGCUGUACUUUUGUGUGUACCAGGAGAUAGCUACACAGAUCGUAAAUCUGACUAAAUGAAAUAAAAAAACCCUAAGAAUAAUAGAACAUGCAUACAUACACCAAGUGAUGAGAGCUUAUACCACAGGACAUCCACUGCCCAGGUAUCUGUACGUCUGAUCAAUCCCAUUCAACCCUAAGAAUCACAUGCUAUAGAGUCUAUUGAAGGAAGAACAAUCAGACAUAGAUGAGCUGAUAGAAAUUUAUACAAGAAAAUGACGUACCCUUCUUUUGGUUGUUUGUUUGAAGGGACAUGACAACUAAAACAGUGAAUCAAAAAUGAGGGAGCAACUCGUAUUUCGGAUGUGAUCACCAACUAUGGAAGGGUUUUACCCUUCAACUUUGAAAGCUCAACUAUUUUACCUUGUAUCUAGGUCAGUAUUGUGAGGUUGUGCUAAGCAGAUAUCCGCCCAUGUAAGACCAUUUGCAGAUUGGAUGUUUGCCAAUCAGAGCUGGUGACAUUGCUCACAAUAUUAAUAAACGUUAUCAAUAAGAAUGAAAGCACAGUGACCAGCUCAUUUGAUAAAACCUUGUACAAUUGCUUUUGUUGUUUAAGAUCAAGUGCUUUCUAGGUGCUGACUUUCCACCUUAUGGGUUGUGGUUUUCUGUCAUCUGUUAGGAUCGGUUAGCUCGUCCAAUAAUAGAACCUUCAAACCAGGAAGGAGAAAUUGAACAUCACAUGCUUUUGGAUUCUUCAUGUUGAUACGUACAUUUUCGUAGAACAUCUGUUGAAGAGCUGCUACUCUUAAACUUCUUAUGGAGGGUUUUCAGAUUGAUACCAAAUGGGAAGAUGUCAUAUGUCCCAUAUGCCUGUCCUUCCCACAUAAUUGCGUUCUUCUUCAAUGUUCAUCUUAUGACAAAGGAUGUCGGCCUUUUGUGUGUGACACCGAUCAUUUGCACUCGAAUUGUUUGGACCGCUUCCGAAUUGCAAAUGGGAUGUUGCCUGGGUCUGAUUUAACUACUGAGGCAACAUCCAUUGCCAACUCUGUCACAACAACUGCAGAGGCCACUAGCAGGUCGUCAUGCCCUCUUUGUAGAGGUGAUGUUACUGGUUGGGUUGUUGUCAAUGAGGCUCGGGUUAGAUUGGAUGAGAAAAAACGUUGUUGUGAAGACGAACAAUGUACUUUUACUGGAACCUAUAUGGAACUCCGGAAACAUGCUAAGGUGGAGCACCCUCAUGCAUGCCCAUCAAAAAUUGAUCCUGCAAGACAGCUUGAUUGGGAAAAUUUCCAGCAAUCCUCUGAGAUCAUUGAUGUUUUAAGCACUAUACAUUCAGAAGUUCCACAUGGCGUGGUUCUGGGAGACUAUGUUAUAGAAUAUGGGGAUAACGACUCUGGAGAUGAAUUUGAAGACUUUCCUGGUGAUGAUGGAAAUUGGUGGACCUCUUGCAUCUUGUAUCAAGUAUUUGAUAACUUUCGGAGUUCUAGAAACAGAAGAAGGUCAAGAGUCAUUGAAUCAAGGAGAGAAAGUCGUCGACUAAGUUAUGAUACUUCCAAUUCCGAUGAAGGUUCUGUGGUAUCUACGGAAUUUGCGGAAUAUAGAGCUGAUGAGGCUGAGGACGAAUUUGUGACUAGCAGUAGUAUAUCCAGGGGUAGAACAGGUCAUCGCAGUUCUCGAAGACGUCCUUCCCGCUUCUACGAUAAUUAGAUUUCCAAGUCAAUCUUGAGCUGAAAGGAAGUGCCUGUGGAAGUUCAUCGGCUGGAAAAUGAAGAUUCGAAUUGAAAAGCCUGGUCGCCUUAUAAAAUCGUUCAGGAAACAAAUAUGUGAUCUCUUGUCCCGAUUUUGUUUAAUUUUCUCAGACUGUUCAUGGUAUUUAGUUCUUAACUUCAUUUAAGUUACUCUUUCAAAUUCACUCCUGGAUGUCUGAAUAAAUUUUCAGAACCCUGUACAUUGGUUGAUCAAGUAUUUUGUUCUCUAUCUUCUGAUGCCAAACAAAUGAAACAUGGGACGAUUUUAGCA